CGGAAACAUACGAUCUUCCUUGUUGUUGAAUUUUUCUUUCCAGGUGACGGAACGCAGUUCGUGCUCCAGCUCUGGUGUUCUCUGUGCCAGUCGUUUCAAACCGUUUGUCCGUUCUUCUGGGGGUUCUGAAACUCAAUUUUAGAUACGCGCCCUCCUGAUCUUCCAUUAGUGGAGAAGUCAGCAUCCGCCCCGGACCAACGAUUGCCGGGAGAAGCUGAAAAUAUUCAUCCCUGUACAAAUCAGAUUGGCAGUUACUCGCUGUUGGGUUUGCAGUUUGGACCAGAUUUAAUUUAUUUGUUCAUCAGCACUGGUGCAUAGCCACCGCACAGGAUGCCGAGCAGCAGAGUGGAGCAUGAUGACUCCUCGUCAUCGGAGCGGUGUAGCAGUUUUAGCGGCGACGAGCGCUUCACCCGCCGAGACUAUGGGAGCGAUGGCAGAGGAAGCGGCAGCGGCGUUUCCGUUCGCCAACCUAGAGCGAUUCACCCUGCGGACCAAAACACUGGACAGCGGGGCAGGGGCAGAUCUACGCGACAGGCUGGUGGCAGUAUGGAGGGAGAGGCAGCCGAGAAAGCCCUUCGCAAUGCCCGCGAGAGACACCGCUGCCAGCAAAUCAUCCAAGCGUAUACUGAACUGAAAUCCGUGCUUCCCUCGCUGCACUACGAGGAGUUGUCUCGGGUGGAAAUACUGAGACGGACGAUCCGCUAUAUGAACUAUUUGGUCGAGUGUCGAGACACGGGAGAGUGUGAUGAAGACAGAGCGGCCGAAGUAAUGCGAGAAAGCCACAAGAAACGCCGCCUGGAAGGCAGGGGCAGGUCACCCGUGUGCGCGUCAAACACAAACCAGCGACAGCCAGUCGCCACUGCGCCAACCACCGUCCGUUCAGGUUGUGCUACCGUCCAUUCCCAUGUGAAGUUAGGCCACCCUAGGAGCAGUACGCAGCAGCCCGUGGAUAAGCCGAAGAGACAAGAUGAUGCCAUGGCCAUAAGCUUGCAGAAUCGCGGCCGACUGUACAGCAUGCCUCCAGACCUGGAGACAACAUCAGCCCAAAGCCAUGUCAGCCGACAACAGCUCUCCGCACGCGCAAGCCAGACGGCCGACAUGCGUGCCGCCAUGGUGUCAUCGCCGCCGACAACUAUGAAAGCUGUUUCUUCCAGGGACCCCACUGCCACUCGUGGCAUUCCGUGUAAGCCACAGCGGACAGUACAGCCGAUCAAAACGGAAGCAAGACCGCGACACGAGCCCGCUGCGCCGCAGCAUGCCAUCGCCAUCACGGACUUCAAGGUGCUCUCCGAGUACGCACGCCAGAAUCCCCACUGGCGAGCUGCAGGGGAUAAGCAGGUCGCGGGGAAGUCCCUCACCAAGCUGCAAAGCAUCUUCGAUCACGCGUACACGAGCUUCUGCAAUCGAAUCAACGCGCCGCAUGCGGCGAAGCGUAGCCAAGACGAGCGUGAUGAUAACGUCAACUGUGCAGAUGAACUGCACAGAAAGAAACGCCAGCGAUCUGUAUACGGCGAAACAGCGCAAGCAAGACAGUCAUCGAACAGGCAGCAUUCAACUCACCACAUGCCGGCUGAGCAGUGUGGAGUUCGCCGUGGUGCGGCUGAAUCACAGAUGCAUGCAAAGGGUGACAACGAAGGUAACCAUCAUGGCCACCUGCAGCAGGAAACAAGGGUCGAGAGCACCCCAGCCCCGGCGCACUCCCAGUGUGCCUACUACCGGCCACCGUCGCAUACGAGUUCCAUUCCGUUCCACUCCGGGGAAAGCCCCAUGGUAGCGGGACAAACCCCCGUGCUUCUGGGGACCCCGCCGGCGCAGACGUUACAGCAGCCGGUCGUGUAUCAACUGGUGAGCGCUGACCAUGGGCACGCGCAGCACCAGGUGCAGGUCAUGCCCAUGCACAGCCUGCAAGUACCGGCGCAGUCACAGUACGUCCUGCAGCACGGCGGCGCUCCACAAGUACAGUACAUCGUCUACCCGGGUCACCCGACACCUCCCGUGGCAGCAACCCUACCUGUAGCCCAACCGACACCCAUCACAUCAACGCCACCGUCGACUGUCCCGUCGGAAAACCUUGCACAGGAUCACGCAGACGGGACUAGCAUGGAACCCGACUACGAGUGCACGUCCCCGAUGCGCUACACCAGACAAGAGCACGCCAUUGGUGGCUCGCCUCGUCGGCCGGAGAACUUCGACGUGGCGCCGAGCGAUGGCGAUGGAGACGGCGACGUGAGACCGGAGCCCUCGCACCCGAGCGCCAAGCUGGUCACGCGCAGCAUCAAGUCCAGCCUGGAGCGGAGCUUUGCCGACCCGAAGGAGGCACGGCGACGGAUCUCCGCCGACAUCAUGAGCACGCCGCACCGACGGCGGAAACGGCGCGGCGCCUACAGCCCGUACCCGCUGCAGAUCAAUGGACACUCCGUGGGAAGCAUGUAGCUGCUGAUGUCUCCAGCGUGAGAGAAUGUAGAUCCCCUGCUUGUCUCAAUUUCACCAGCAUCCCAGUCUAUUUAAUCUCCUAAACGUCUAGUUAUUGCGUGCUGUCGUGUGCAGUAAAUUACUUCGGCAUUUGUCAUCGUCAGUGAUAACUUCCUUGUUUUUCCAGCCAGUGUUGUAGUGGUUGUUGUUCUUGUUGCUGCCGCCGCCGGUGUCACUACUGCUGGUGUCACUACUGCUGUUGUUUCCAAUACUGCUGGUGUCACUACUGCUGUUGUUUCCAAUACUGCUGGUGUCACUACUGCUGUUGUUUCCAAUACUGCUGGCGUCACUACUGCUGUUGUUUCCAAUACUGCUGGCGUCCUUGUUCUUUUCUCUUUGUACCUAGUGUUUCAUACUAGUCCUGGCUGGGUACCAUACACUCAAAGCCACAGCUGUGUGGCGAUGUCAACGGCACUAGUCAUCUCGUACUUGACUUCGAGUCUUCUAGAAAUAUUGGAAAAGGUGUUGAGUUGAGGAGAAUUUCUAUCAUCCUCUUUUUUAUCCUUGACAAGCUCUUCAAUAUUCCUAGUUAGCCUUGUUGAUUCUGGAUGCUUAACGUUAGUUGAUACUGCCUCGACAUUUUAUCUUUAUUAUAUCUAUUAUGUGAUCACCUAGACAUGCCAAGCUCAUCGUGUUAUGUCUUAUUCUCUACGAUUAUCCACUUUUGAGUCAAUCUUCUCUUUCCGCUGGCCGUACACUAUCCCAUGAACAUUCAGCGCCUGGUUUUGCGCUCAUAACAUUAUUAAUAUUUUUGUUGUAUGUUAUAACAUGUCUCCGCAAAGGCAGGCGCUAUAGUACUUUUCAUGCACACUCAUAUUAUACCGCUCCUCCGUGUUGUCCACAUUCCAUGCACGGUAUGUUUCUUCGCUUUGCGUAAAACAGAUUUUGGAGUUCUGGCCAGCUAGCCUGGUGUUUUGAA
Molecule: messenger RNA, 3391 nt
Organism: Sycon ciliatum
Lineage: Eukaryota; Metazoa; Porifera; Calcarea; Leucosolenida; Sycettidae
Exons: 4
Coding region: 331-2433 (700 amino acids)
Biological process (GO): developmental process; regulation of transcription by RNA polymerase II
Molecular function (GO): protein dimerization activity; DNA-binding transcription factor activity, RNA polymerase II-specific; RNA polymerase II transcription regulatory region sequence-specific DNA binding
Source: RefSeq, a predicted model, not a curated record